Ilex paraguariensis (yerba mate) is the source of this 1267-nucleotide messenger RNA. The record is from the annotation of a GenBank genome assembly. NCBI's taxonomy places the organism in Eukaryota, Viridiplantae, Streptophyta, Magnoliopsida, Aquifoliales, Aquifoliaceae.
GGUUGGGAUUGAUGAAUCCAUUGUGAACCUACAGAAACUUUGUCUCUUGAAUCUUAGAGGUUGCAUUGGUCUGAGGGCACUUCCAAGAAACAUUAGUAAGGUAACAUCUCUUCAAGAGAUUGAUAUUUCCGAUUGCUCAAAUCUUAUAUUGUCAGCAAAGGAGCUCAAUAAGAUGGAGUCAAUGAGAGUACUUCGAGCGGACAGAAUUGAUAUAAAUAAAGCACUCGGUGUGACCCACGAUAUUGUACCAGGAGGGAAUGGAUUCGUUUGGCCUUGGGUACAAAAACCAAUGAAAAGCCCAAACACAUUAUGGACCUCUUUCCCAAGUUCUUUAGUAAGCCUAAGCCUUGGGAAUUGCAAUCUCACCGAUGAUGCUUUUGGCACGGAUUUUGGUAGGCUCAAUAUGUUGGAGUCCUUAUCUCUUGUAGGAAAUCAUAUUCGUAGGCUACCAGAUUGCGUUGGAAAUUUGUCAAGACUCCAGAUGCUAGAUUUAUCUUGGUGUCCAAAGCUCGAGAAGAUUCAAUGGCCAGCAAUAGAAGUUAAGGAAUUGAACGUUACGGAGUGCAGAUCUUUGCAACAAAUAACUUAUGAUACUAAGGCCAGUCCACUAAGCAUUCAGCAUGGUGCUUGCAUGAGGCUAUGUUACGUUCAAAAUGGUUUCAAGACAAAACCUGUCAGAGAAGUUGAUGUAAGAUUGAUCAACAAUGUUGGCUUCUUCGGCUUGGACUCCAUGGCAGAUGUUGAAGUGAUGAUUGCAAAUUGUAUUGUGUGGAGCAGAGUGAAGCGUCCAGUUGAGAUUCUAUGGGAAUGUGGAUUAUUUAGCACAUAUUUUCCUGGACGAGAAGUUCCAUGCUGGUUUAAGUAUAAGACUAAUGGGCCCAGAAUCACAUUAAAUGUGCCUUCUAAUCACCAAAUACGAGGCUUAAAUGUGUGCCUAGUGUNGCUGGUUUAAGUAUAAGACUAAUGGGCCCAGAAUCACAUUAAAUGUGCCUUCUAAUCACCAAAUACGAGGCUUAAAUGUGUGCCUAGUGUACACACUUACCGACAUCGUAAAUUGGUUACAAUUUCCAAUAGAGGUUAAAGUCCACAACAAGAGUAAGCAUCUUGUGUGGCCCUAUAGGCCAAGGUGCUAUGGUGUUCCAAAAGCAGAUGAAUAUAUUGUAUGGUUAUGCCAUUUUGGGCUUGAGGUUCCACUUAAAGGAGGUGGUGAAGUGGAGGUUUCAUUUGAGAUGAAGGUUGAGGGACAAAUAAAGGAGUGUGGGGCCCA